This is a messenger RNA of Onychostoma macrolepis, 1706 nucleotides long. It is a transcript of the gene galr1a, whose product is annotated as galanin receptor 1a. NCBI's taxonomy places the organism in Eukaryota, Metazoa, Chordata, Actinopteri, Cypriniformes, Cyprinidae. The coding region runs from base 307 to 1350 and encodes 347 amino acids. The transcript is spliced from 3 exons. The record is from RefSeq and is a predicted model, not a curated record. Gene Ontology annotation, biological process: G protein-coupled receptor signaling pathway; negative regulation of adenylate cyclase activity; positive regulation of cytosolic calcium ion concentration. Gene Ontology annotation, molecular function: galanin receptor activity. Gene Ontology annotation, cellular component: membrane.
CACAAGAAGAGCUCCUGCAGGUGAAAACAUGAAUCUGUAAGCGCCAUCAGUGUGAGAAAGCAACUGGAUUAUCACAAACUUCAUUUCUAAGAAUUGUUCACAUUUUUUUUUGAUUGUUAUGAAUUAUAUUGUGAUGCGCGCGAAUGAGCACUUUCUGCUGAAACCCCGUCGUUGUUGGACUUCAAGUAUACUUUAAAGGAUUUUUCAAGAAAACCUUUUCUUCUGGAGAAUCAAUAAAGCAAGAAAACUAAGUAGGCUACAGAAGACCUUUUCACGGCCAAGCGUCAAAAUAAGCUCACGUUGAAGAUGAACAUCCAAAACAGCAGUGAUUUAGACAGACCUGAGGGCAACAUAGACUUAGAGGCACCUGAAAAAAACUUAUUUGGCAUCGGCACCGACAACUUCGUCACGCUUCUGAUCUUUGGACUCAUUUUUUCUCUAGGCGUCCUUGGAAACUCUCUGGUUAUCACUGUUCUGGUUCAACGCAAACCUGGACAGCAACGAAGCACCACCAACAUCUUCAUCCUCAACCUCAGCGUGGCAGACCUGUCCUAUCUGCUCUUCUGCAUCCCUUUUCAGUCCACAGUUUACAUGCUGCCCACAUGGAUCCUGGGUGCCUUUAUUUGCAAGUUCAUCCACUACUUUUUCACCGUGUCCAUGUUGGUGAGCAUCUUCACUUUAUCAGCCAUGUCAGUGGACAGGUAUAUCGCCAUAGUGCACUGCAGAAAGUCCUCUUCCAUUCGAGUUUCGAGGCACGCAUUGAUCGGGGUGCUGGUCAUAUGGGUGCUCUCUUUCGCCAUGGCCACACCGGUCGCCUACUACCAGGGCAUCGUGGAAAGUGAGGACAACAGCACGUUUUGCUGGGAAGUGUGGCCAGAUCACAGCAAGAGGAAAAUCUAUGUGGUGUGCACCUUUAUCUUUGGAUACGUGCUGCCGCUGAUUCUGAUAUCUUUCUGUUAUGCCAAGGUCCUGAAUCAUUUGCAUAAAAAGUUAAGGAAUGUCUCAAAAAAAUCUGAGGCAUCUAAAAAGAAGACUGCUCAGACAGUUCUGGUGGUUGUGGUGGUCUUCUGCCUGUCCUGGCUGCCUCAUCACGUGGUGCACCUGUGGGUCGAGUUUGGCUCCUUCCCCUUGAACCAGGCGUCCUUCGUGCUCCGUGUUGCGGCUCACUGUCUGGCCUACAGCAACUCGUCUGUUAAUCCAGUUAUCUAUGCGUUCCUCUCAGAGAACUUCAGGCAGGCGUAUAAGCAGGUGUUCCGUUGUCAGGUGGCUUCUGAGUGCCCUACAAAUGAGGCCAGGGAGAUGAAGAGCAAGACAGAAGCAGCACCAUCCACCAACUGCACCACUGUGUAAUUCCUGCAGCUGUUGUUUUUGUCACAAUUUAUGAUGGCUCACAAAUGAGCUAAGGUUGAGUUUUUAAGCCUGGGAGAAGGCAAGAAGCUAGUUAGAUAUUGAUUUGAAAUUUAACAUGGUUAGAUAUUUGAAUCGGUCACAUGCUUGGAGGUUUGGAUAGCUGCCUUUUUAAGUGCUUUUGACAUGUUAAAAAAGCAUUUGCUGUGCUUACUCACGACGAUGCAUUUCCUUGGAGCGCAAUCGAGACCGUACUUAGCACUUGCUGUGAAGCUGUAUAGUAAUGUAUGGCCUGUAAAUAUGUGCAAUCAAAAAAAAAAGGGAAAAAAGAGAGAGACGGUAAGAGGUAAGUUCGUGAG